CCGUGGUUGCAGAAACUGUGCGAGCUUCAGGGAAACGUCCACCUUGAUUUUCCGCCAAGGAAACGUGAUGUGAACUCCAGGGAGAAGACCGACUCCCCCCAAGCCUUCGAACACCGUUCUGAGGAACCCACAACCCACGCCCUUCCCAGAGGAAACGGGGGCCCUAGGGAUCCCCCCCUGGCAAGCUUUGUCCAGUCUACAGGAGGCACCUUGGACCCUCUUCUGGCAGAGAAGACCACCUCGCCUCACAUGGGGGCCUCCACAGAGCCAACCGCCCUCCCAGAUGCUGGCUUGAGACCGAUCCUGCCGUCCAGGAGGAAGCCCUCCUCUCCCAAACAAGGGAGCGCCUCCAGGAAGCACGAGAGACUCAGAACCGCAGCCGCGGUGGCUCGGCCCAGCCCGACCGGUUUACGGGCGCUCGUGUCCACAGACAUCCCACCCCUUUUUGCAGAGGAGGGGGACAUGGCAGCCGUGGCUCACAGCGGUCACCCCACCCUGCCCGAGCAGACCUCCUGGGCUAGCAAGGCAGCGGGCUUCGGGGCCACCAGGCAUUCCCGCCUGCAGAUCUCGCCUUUCACGGCACCGCCGAUCGCCCCCCGGGUGUUUCCUCCAAGUCCAGGCGCCACAGGGCAGCCGGGGGCCGCCUUUCACGAGGGGGUCAUCCAGGCGGCAGCUGCCAGCAAGGCCGGGAGCGCCAAGGAUGAGGCGCAGACAAGAGCUGUGCCCAGCAAAGGUCAUGGAACCACCACGCCCACCACCAUCACGACCACGGUGGUCACCACCGAGCCACCGCCAAGUCUCUGCAGGGUGAACUUCUACGAGGCCGAGGGCUACAUCGACUCCACGGAUUACCCGCCACUGCCGAGGAGCCACUUCCUGGAGUGCACGUACAACGUGACCGUCUACACGGGAUAUGGGGUGGAGCUGCAGGUGAAGAACGUGAACCUGUCCGAGGGGGAGGUGCUCUCCAUCCGUGGGGUGGAGGACGACCGCUUGGUGGUCUUGGCCAACCAGACGCUCCUGGUGGAAGGGCAGGUGAUCCGAAGCCUGACCAACACCAUCUCGGUCUUCUUCCGGACCUUCCAGGACGAGGAGAUGGGGACAUUCCAGCUUCAUUACCAAGUGUUCAUGCUGAGCUGCAGCUUCCCGCGGAGGCCAGAAUUUGGGGAAGUGGCCGUCAUGGGCUUGCACUCGGGCGCCGUGGCCCGUUUUCAUUGCCACCUGGGCUACGUGCUGGAAGGCGCCGAUGCCCUGAGCUGCCUCAACGCGUCCAAGCCUCACUGGAGCGCCCUGGAGCCCGUCUGCUCAGCACCCUGCGGAGGGAAGGUGGAGAACGCCACCAUCGGCCGGAUCCUGGCACCCACUCGCUGGAAGAACCGCACCGAGAGUGUGGCUUGCGUGUGGACCAUCAGCGCACCGCAGGGACAGAAGCUGCACUUGCAUUUUGAGAAGCUGGUGCUGGGAGAGAAACAGAGGCUGGUCGUCUAUAGCGGGGAGACCAAUCGCUCGGCCGCCCUCUACGACUCCCGCCAGAGCGACAGCGUGCCCUUCGAGGGGGUGAUCAGCGAAGGGACCACCUUGCGUGUGGACUUCAUGGCGGAGGGUCCGGCUGUGGGACCCAUUUUCAACAUCCGCUUCGAAGCCUUUGAGAAAGGCCACUGCUACGAGCCCGACAUUCAGAAUGGGAACUUCACCACCUCCGACCCCACGUACAGCCUCGGGGCCCUCGUGGAGUUCGCUUGCGACCCGGGCUACUCGCUGGAGCAGGGGCCGGCGGUCAUCGAGUGCAUCAACCUCCGGGACCCUUACUGGAACGACACGGAGCCCCUGUGCCGAGCCACGUGCGGAGGAGAACUCUCCGCGGCAGCCGGGGUGAUCCUCUCCCCCAACUGGCCAGAGCCCUACACGGAGGGGGAGGACUGCGUCUGGACAGUCCACGUGGGGGAGGAGAAGCGGAUCUUCCUGGACAUCCAACUCUUAAACCUGAGCCACAGUGACAUCCUGACCAUCUACGACGGAGAUGACCUCAGCACUCACAUCUUGGGACAGUACCUGGGCAGCAGCGGGCCUCAGAAGCUCUAUUCCUCCACUCCGGAUUUGACCGUCCAGUUCCACUCUGACCCAGCAGGGCUUGUUUUUGGAAAAGGCCAGGGCUUCAUCAUGAGCUACAUCGAGGUCUUGCGCAACGACUCCUGCCCGGAUCUGCCCGAAAUCCAGAACGGCUGGAAGACGACCUCUCACACGGAGCUCGUCCGAGAGGCCAAGAUCACCUACCAGUGUGAUCCCGGCUACGACAUUGUCGGCAGCGAAACCCUCACCUGCCAGUGGGACCUCACCUGGAGCAGCGACCCGCCCUUCUGUGAGAAAAUUAUGUACUGCACAGACCCCGGGGAAGUGGAGCACUCGACCCGCUUGAUCUCCGACCUGGUGCUGCUCGUUGGGACCACGAUCCAGUACACCUGCAACCCGGGCUUUGUGCUGGAAGGAAGCUCGCUGCUGACCUGCUACAGUCGGGAAACGGGGACACCCAUCUGGACGUCGAGGUUGCCACGCUGCGUGCCCGAGGAAUCCCUGGCCUGCGACAACCCGGGGCUGCCGGAGAACGGCUACCAGAUCCUCUACAAGCGGCUCUACCUGCCGGGCGAAUCGCUGACCUUCAUGUGCUACGAGGGCUUUGAGCUGCUCGGGGAGGUCACCAUCAAGUGCAUUUUGGGCCAGCCGUCCCGGUGGAGCGGGCCCCUCCCCACUUGCAAAGUGAAUCAAGACAGCUUUGAACACGCUCUGGAAGCCGAAGCUGCUGCAGAAACCUCGCUGGAAGGGGGCAACAUGGCCUUGGCGAUUUUCAUCCCAGUUCUGGUGGUCUCCUUGCUCCUCGGAGGAGCCUACGUCUACAUCACAAGGUGUCGGUACUACUCCAGCCUGAGCCUUCCCCUCAUCUACUCCCACCCGUACAGUCAGAUCACGGUGGAGACCGAGUUUGACAACCCCAUUUAUGAAACCGGGGAAACGCGUGAGUACGAAGUGUCGAUAUAAGGCCGGCCACGCGUGGGACUGACGCUCUCCAGGCGCCGCCGUCUCAAUUUCUCCUCCCAGACCUUCUUCAAGUGAUCCAGUCCGGGCCCCUCCGUGGCCGAGGUCGGCUGAGCGCCUGCGGCUCCUUCCCUUUCGCUUUCGGCCGGAGAUGCCGCCUUCCUCUCCCCCAUCGUGAAACUCUGCUCCGGUGGUGCUCCAAAAUUCCCCCCCCCCCCCCGGAG
This is a messenger RNA of Pogona vitticeps (central bearded dragon), 3254 nucleotides long. The record is from RefSeq and is a predicted model, not a curated record. NCBI's taxonomy places the organism in Eukaryota, Metazoa, Chordata, Lepidosauria, Squamata, Agamidae.